Molecule: messenger RNA, 624 nt
Organism: Penaeus vannamei (Pacific white shrimp)
Lineage: Eukaryota; Metazoa; Arthropoda; Malacostraca; Decapoda; Penaeidae
Source: RefSeq, a predicted model, not a curated record
CGCUCAGCUGAUUUCACAGUCAGUUCCACGCAAAUGUAUAUCGCGGGAGGACCUGUGUGCGUCCACACCCAGAUGGGCAUAUUCGUUUACGAUAAGGACACCUUUCGGAUUGUGACAUAGUAGUGGGAGUUUGUGGCUAUUGAUUGCUAUCAGUGAUCUUUAUUCUCGUGAACUGGCUGUGUCUGAAAUAUUUAUUUUCCUAAACUUUUCUUAAAACGUUAUUUGACUGCACUUAGGAUUGUCCACUAGAUAUCAGGAGUAGAUCUUUUUUCUAAAGUGUUCAAGAUGUCGACUGGAAAGCGUUUAGCGAAGCGGUCCAUCCUGGGUACGCGCGUUGCCUGCUGUCUGGAUGAUGGAAAAUAUUACUCGGGAGUUAUAUGUGCGGUAAAGACUGUCAACGAAGGAGGUCCUCCAGUGUACUCCGUGAGGGUGGAGGGCGAGAGGCGUGCCAGGGAGGUUCGAGAGGGCGAUCUGGUGGGCAGUGGCUUCACGCCCGUUGGCUCUGUGAAGCUUCGCUCUGGGCAGAAAGUAUACAUAACUCACAAUAACCGCGAAGUGUCGGGCAGUGUCCUCUACCACAGACCGAACAUCGACGAGGUCCUCAUCUCCGUCAUCAGCCCUGAG